GGAUGUAGCUCUAGAACUAUGCCCAGAAAUGGUCUAAUGAGUCCAUUAGCAAUAGAGCUAAGCCCAGAAAUGGUCUAAUGAGUAUAUUAGCUCAGGAAUCAAGCCUAGAAAAGGUAUAACAAGUCCACUAGUUUUGAUCCAAUUGCCCUCUGAAAAACGCCUAAUUUGUUCUAUCACUUACAAUCCUGCCCAAAAGGGGGUACUACUUAUGAAUUACUUCUGAAGUCCAGCACACCUGGGACCAGGUGCCCAAAGUACAUCUAGUCUCAGCCCGGGUGCUAAAACUCAGACUGCAUGGUCCCAGAACUUCAUAGACCACUUAAAGAUGGCAGAAGAUUCUCAUGGUCAUCAUGAUCCCAUCAGCUUUGGCAUUGACCAGAUUCUGAACAGCCCAGAGCAGGCUAGUGGUUACCUAGCUCUCAGGACUAACCAGGAGGAUUACCAUGGAACCAGUAAUGUCUACACAGAAGGCACCAUCUACACUUCCACCAGCACCUCGUACCUGACCAUGAGAAUGGGAUUGGAUCCUAGUCCGGUCGGGGUCAUCAGGGUGCCAGCUCACCGUCCCCUCCACCACACUGAUUCACAAGGGACCCUCAGCCACCCUCUGCCUGGUCUCACCUUUCCUUGGAUGGAGAAUCCAAAGAAGCUUGGGAAGGACAGGGUGACAGCUAUGUUGACCCCAUUUUCUGCCACCCGUCGGAUCGGGCACCCGUAUCAGAAUCGGACCCCACCAAAGAGGAAGAAGCCAAGGACAUCAUUCAGCCGCUUGCAGAUCUGUGAGCUGGAAAAGAGAUUCCAUCGGCAGAAAUAUCUGGCGUCUGCAGAGCGAGCGUCACUUGCCAAGACUCUACGUAUGAGCGACUCACAGGUCAAGACCUGGUUUCAGAACCGCAGGACCAAAUGGAGACGGCAGACGGCAGAGGAGCGGGAAGCUGAGCGCCAGCAGACCAGCCGAAUGAUGCUACAGCUCCAACAAGAAGCCUACCAAAAGACCCUUUCACAAAGUCUGCCAAGAGAUCCAUUGUGUGCUCACAACUCCUCCCUCUGCGCCCUACAGAAUCUUCAGCCAUGGGCUGAACAGAACCCCAGUGUAUGAUGGAUAAUUUCAUUGACCUUUGAGAGAUCCAGCAAGGGUCCUGCACUCAUUUGUCUUAUGGGGCCCAGUAUGUGACAGCAAUGCAUAGACGGUGCAAGCUAGGGGACCUUCAGGAGUCUUGCCAAGGAGACACUUUGAGAACUCUGUGGACCCCUUGUGGGCUUGAUAGCAGUUUUGAAGCCCUCCAUCGCUGUUGGACUGAAUAUAACAAGGAGCACCCUAUAUAGCUUGGUGCCACUGACCCCAUGGAGAGGACAUAGAUUGU
This is a messenger RNA of Xenopus laevis (African clawed frog), 1364 nucleotides long. It is a transcript of the gene tlx2.L, whose product is annotated as T-cell leukemia homeobox protein 3. Lineage: Eukaryota; Metazoa; Chordata; Amphibia; Anura; Pipidae. The record is from RefSeq and is a predicted model, not a curated record. Bases 326 to 1099 code for a protein of 257 amino acids. The transcript is spliced from 3 exons.